AUUGCGGCCAUUCCAACUGGUGGCAGUAUUUAUAAUGAUGUAGACAGGCGUUGAACAAUCUGGUCACAUCGUACUGUAAGUAUUGUGCUAGUUGAAGCUUUAGUUUGCCUGAAUGUCCACUGCAGAUUAGCGUAUUUAGCCUGAACUCGAAGCAUGCACACAGGAACGGAAGGAUUCAGGCAGGGGGAGGCAGGGCGGGAUUAAACAGUCGGUGUGAAGCAAGAUGGUGGCCGAAAUUCAAAACGGAGCUGAUAGUUCACGCUGACAUAGACACUGGUGUAACUAUAGCAACGACACAUCAUGAAGCAGGAACUUCAGAUUGUCCUGUUUUGGUCAGUCCUCGCCGUCCACGGUGUCAUAUCGUGUGAUUGGGGGACCUAUGGCGAACACUGCAACCUCACCUGUCCUCUGAACUGUCAAACUAACGAAGUGAAACAACUGCGUCACUGUCACCGCGAGACAGGCAAGUGUUCUGAAGGUUGUAUUGCGGGAUGGUUCGGCGACAUGUGCAACACUCACUGCCACCAGAACUGCAGGAACGACGUUUGUAACCGCCAAAAUGGACAGUGCUUCCUGGGUUGUAAGGACAACCGCACAUACUACGGCGACUUCUGCAAUGUCACUAAACAACUAGCGCCACCUGACGGCCACACGGGUAAGGAGGCUGAAAGCGGCUUGGCCCGCAUCGUGGUCCCCGUCGUCUUCCUCAUUGUCGUAGCAGCAGUCGUUGUAGCCGUGCUUCUGGCUGUAAGAUAUCGACGAAGGAGAAGGCAGUUGGCACUGAAUGCAAGUGGUCACGAAGAAAUGAAUCCGCUGGGUAGCCCACGUCAAACGGGUGAACCUUCCGACGUGGAAAGACUUAGAGAGACCCAAGACACAAGACAAGUUGACCCUUUACAUGACACUGUAGACGCCUCACUUGAGACUGCAAAUGUACUACGGAGAGUGACAUCUGACAACGCUGGAAUCAUGAGCACAGAUGCAGUGGACAGAGAAGUAGCCAAAACUAGAGACGUCUUCGUAGAGGCCUCCAGCUACAAGAAGGUCAAGGACAUUCUGGAGCAGCACGGUCACGUGACAAUGUCUGGGGCAGCAGGCGGAGGGAAGACAUCCAUCGCUCUCAUGCUGGGGUCAGAUUAUCAACAACGUGGAUUCCAACUGGUUGUUGUUGUUGACAUGUGUAAAUUCAAGUUGUCGGAUUACACUAAUCUUGGAAAGGAUGUGUGUUUUAUAUUUCGUGACAUAUUCAGGACGCUAGACUUAAAAGAUGUAUCUCUUUUCCGGAACGUUCUUCUAGAACUCGGGAGACAUCUACACGGAUCCAGGAAAGGGUCGGAUACAGGAGAGGAACCCCCACGCAAGGUUUAUGCUAUAUUUACCACAAACAUGGAUUACGUCACAACUGGAAUAUCACAACUUGAGGAGCUGGAAGACAUAUUCUUCAAGGGCCCUUCAUUCCUUGAUGUGGCAGAUUUGAAGUUAACAGCAGAAGAGAAGAAGGGUAUAUUUCUCCAGCAUUGCAAGAAUAUUAAGAUACAAUUAGAUGUGGACAAGGUUUGUCAAUUUGAACAAUCAGUCUUAGGCUUUCCUCAAACGUGCAAACUUUUUGUGGAAUUUCCGAACUUCCAAAAGUAUUCAGAACGUUUUUUCCAGGCACCUUUCCGUUAUCUUAGAGGAGAGCUUCUGACAAUUCUUCAAGGUCUGGAUGACAAGGCGGCUGCCUUUAUUGUGAUGUUUCUCUUUGAUGGUGACCUUAACCUUCACCAAGUAGAACGUAAAUCAGACAACACAAUGCUGGAGUCUAUCUUCACGAUGAUCGAGGACGUUGUACAGAUAUCAUCGAGAACUGCCGUUGCCAUGGCAAUCAAACAAUUCCGGGGUACCUUCUUCACCAAAGGAGACAUAACAGGAUUUUCACAUCGUUCCAUAUACAACGCAUGUGCCUGUGCCCUGUUUGACAUCAAUCCAUCAUUUGGUCUGAAGCACUGCCGGGCCCAGUUCAUCCAUGAACACGUUCAAGGUCAACAAGGGGACACAACUCUUGUCAACAAAUACGAGCCACGUGUGUACCUGUCAGAUGUGUACACUGACCUCCUGGAAGCCAGACUGGGUGAAAUAAACGAAAAGAAAUCUUUACUGGCGGAUAGGACAUCGACUGGAGGCGGCAACUCCGGGGUGCUAAGCCAAGAUUUACUUGACAAUGAGGUGGCAGAAACGAAGAAGCACUUCAUCCACACGUCCAUCUACCUGAAGGUGCAGGAGAAGCUGGAGAAGCUAGGUCACGUGACGAUGUCGGGGGCAGAUGGUGGAGGGAAGACAUCCAUUGCCCUCAUGUUGGGGUCACAUUAUCAACAACUGGGAUUUCUACUCGUAUUUGUCGUUGACAUUUCCAAAUUCAAGUUGUCGGACUACAUUCACCGCGGAAGGGUGUGUUUUAUUUUUCGUGAUGUAUUCAGGACGCUAGACGUCUCGAAAGAAUCCAUCAGAAACAAUCUACAGGAACUCCAAGAAUAUUUUGUGAACUUCCCAGCCCGGCCGGAUAUUAAAAGUAGAACACGAUCAUCAAAGAAAAAACAGGUCUUUGUGUACGCGAUUUUUACUUCCAACACCAGUAGUCUUACAAGCGGACUAGAACAGCUCGAGGAGCAAGGAAACUAUUUCUUCAUAGGUUCUUCAGUUGUUGACUUGACAUCCUGCCAAUACACAACAGAAGACAAGACAAACAUCUUCAUGAAUCAUUGUAAACAUGAUCAAACAUCACUGGAUGUAGAGUCGAUCUGUAGCUAUGGUGAUUCCUCUCUUGGUUUUCCUCAAACAUGCAAACUAUUUUUUGAGUAUCAGAAUUUUCAACAACAUGGUGAAGAGUUUUACCAGACUCCUUUCCUUUACUUGAGAGAGGAACUUCUUUCAAUAAUUCUUCAAAUGAAUGGACACUCAGCUGCAUUUAUCCUGAUGUUCAUGUGUUCGGAUAAACUGAACCUGCGAGAGUUAGAAACAUCUGAGAAUACAGUCCUGGAAAAUCUGUUGGAGACAGCGAAGAGUGUUGUUCAAAUAAAAUCACGGACGGCGGUAGCUAUGGCUAUCAGAAUGUUCCGAGGUACGUUCUUCACAAGAGGAGACAUAACGGGAUUUUCACAUCCCACCAUAUACAAUGCCUGUGUUUGUGCUCUGUUCGAUUUCAACACAUCCUUCGCCUUGGAGCAUUGUCAUAUACAAUUCCUUCGUGAUCAUGUUCAGGUCCGUCCAGGAGAUACCACAACUGUUGACAAAUACAGCCCAUCGAUCUUCCUGUCAGAUGUAUAUGCUGAGGCCCACGACAGUCGCCUGGCUACCUUGUCACACCCAUGAUUGAUAGUGUAGAGUUGGAACAUGUUUGAAGUGACUCUCACCGUCAACGGUAACGGCUUCAGCCAGUGACUGCUGCACCACUACAUCACAUGUCCUGGUCUUGAUCUCAUCCACUGAUUGUUGUCGGUAUUUGAACAGGAAAUGUCAUUUGCUGACCAGCUUGAAAUACCAUGUAGAUAUAUGUGACUGGAAAUGUAGAAGCUUCAUCUCCUGACUAUCGUACAUUCUAGUUGUGUCAUACAGUGAGCGAUCUCCUCCGCCUCCUCCGCUGGUAAACAAUUUCUACACUGGACUGGAAGAGUUGAAGCCUUAGCUCCUUAACACGUGCAAAUGCAGGGUAACCAUUUGUAUUCCUCGGGCAACAGAAACCACCAAAAACAGUACAUAGUUUAUGAUCAUGAAGCAUGUGGAAGGUUGGAUUUAACUUUUGAGCAAGCGUUAUUUGAAAACGUCCAAGAAGAGUAUGCCUGAUUUACGUCAAGAGUGUGAGAUGGUGACGUUCUACAUACAGGGAACUUGAUUGCAGGAACGUUGAUGUCAUCUCUCAUGUUUUAAGGAGAUUUGUUUUUUUUCCUUAAGGCUAAUUCACUGUUCUCUUUCGCUUCUCGUAAAGCAGAGGGGCGGACUUUGUUCUUUGGCCAAUAUCAGAGGAUCUGGACCUUAUGUUUAUCUUCAAGGCCGCGUCCCUUUGUUUUCAUGUCAGAAUAUAAGCAACUGAUUUUGGUUCGAUUAUGUGCAUACAGAAACCGAUCAGAAAGACAGCUGCACUGGUGGUGCCCAUGGAACUGUCUACCUCUUGUCUAGAUGUCUCCAACUGGCACUGAGAUGAAUCAGGAAGUCCUGCAUACUGUUCCCUUAGGUAAACCCCAUAUGGUAUUUGGUUUCAGAAUUUACAUAUUGCCUUCACUAGUGAGUCACAACAGUAUUCCAGUUAAAUCAUUGCGGGGAAAACCUCACAGAUGUGUAUGAUGUGUACGACCUCUAAAGAUGGAGAGAUAUCAUUAUCUAUGUUUGCAUCGUUUGGUGACAAAUGCCCAAAAGUUUGUAGUUUGGGAUCGUGGUGGUCAAAAU
Molecule: messenger RNA, 4419 nt
Organism: Haliotis rubra (blacklip abalone)
Lineage: Eukaryota; Metazoa; Mollusca; Gastropoda; Lepetellida; Haliotidae
Exons: 12
Coding region: 301-3348 (1015 amino acids)
Source: RefSeq, a predicted model, not a curated record